Molecule: messenger RNA, 6547 nt
Organism: Tuber melanosporum (Perigord truffle)
Lineage: Eukaryota; Fungi; Ascomycota; Pezizomycetes; Pezizales; Tuberaceae
Exons: 9
Coding region: 833-6367 (1844 amino acids)
Biological process (GO): regulatory ncRNA-mediated heterochromatin formation
Cellular component (GO): nucleus; nuclear RNA-directed RNA polymerase complex
Molecular function (GO): zinc ion binding; helicase activity
Source: RefSeq, a predicted model, not a curated record
CACCUCAGUGGUAGGCUUCGGGGGUAGUCCUCAGGUAAUGGGGGACAAUUGCACAAUAACCUUUCACUAUGAGUUCGUUUUAGGAUAUGCACAGUGGCUGGAUAGGAAACUGAUCACUGCGGGUUUAUCAGCGGGCUCUUUUAUCGAGGUGGGAGUUUGUGUAUACAAGUACUGGAUGUAACUACAGCCCCGCCUCUGACCUUGCUCUUUCCCUUUCCUUGCUUCAAAUUGGAGCUUCUGCAAACAGUGCUGUUCUUCAAAUCAGCUUGACCUACAAACACAAGUUAUCAUCCCUCUUCCCUCUUGCGACGGACAAUUUAUCCCGUUCGGCACUUUCUUACUACGAAGGGCCUUGUUUUUGACCUUCGGGUGCAUUCCGGGUCUGCCGCCCCCGUGAGUGGAUACUAUAGCUAUCCUUGGAUACGAGGGCUCCUUAGGGAAGGGAACCCUGACCUCUUAAGUGCUCAACAAACCGGUUUUGAAGAUGAGUUCCACAGAAAGAAGUGUUGUUUGUCGGUUUUUUGCUAGUGGGAGAUGUCGCUUUGGAAGUGGUUGCAAAUUCUCCCACAAUAACGAUUCCUCCUCCUCCUCCUCCUCCUCCUCGCCAUCUUCCGCCUCCGCCAAAGCAAAGGCCCCUUGCCAUUUCUUCCAAAGGCAUGGCCAAUGCAAGUUCGGCGAUGAAUGUAAAUAUUCUCACGACCCCAAUCUCCCGAAAGUUGUCGAAGAUCUAUCUGGUGCAGAAUCGCUCUAUCAUGGAUGGAGCCAGCUGCUGGGAAGAAAAAAUAUCCAUGGGCCCAUGCAACGGCCACCUCCUGAUCUGAUGAGUGACCAAAUGGAGAGGUUUCUUUUGGAUGCACUGCAAAUCCUCGAAAUUGGGACCACUGGAACCAUCCAACAAUUGAUUAGAGACCUUGGCUCUGAGCGUGGGCUUCGGCGAAUAGCUCAAGUCGUUGAGGCCACCUUCGUAUCUGGCUAUUCACUUCAAAGACUCUCGUUCAAGAAACAUGCCAUCCCAUUUUUGAAGGUUAUGGCCCACGAGUCAAUGAGGAAUUCGCUAAUUCUCGAGAAAGAAGUGGGGACUAUUUUUAAUUUUAUGUAUGGCCACAAUGGGCGAAGGGGCGCCGAGUUUUUUCGACAAGUUGCGGACAAUCUGCCAGAGCUAUCGAGAACCGAGGACAAGGAGGACUUCGAAAGCGCAUUUUCCGCUGCGAUCUCGGCGCUGUUUAAUACUCUGAAUAUGAAUCAGGGCGCAUCAGUCCAGGAAGCGUUUAAACCGAUCGUUGAUACCUUAAGCACAUGUGUCGCGAAGAACGGUUUCGAUGGUGUAUUUAAUUAUGCGUUUCGUGUUUCUCAAGACGAGCUUAGUCGAAUCAGGACUCUUCUCAAUAUGGGCGAUGCGAUCCCGCGAGCAAGGGGCAUAGCGCCGUUGCGACUCGUAAGGGACCCUGGGUUGCAGUAUCAGAUGCAGGUAGACUUUCCAGGUGGAUUGUCACGCGAGGGCCCAAGACAUGAUAACGACCACUCAGAUAUCUCCGAGAUUCAUAUCCUACCGUCAACGGAAGAGAUACUGUCUCACCGGAACGAAUUUCUUCCCCAAAGGUCGUUGGAUAGCCCUCAUCACCUGGAAGGUAUUGCACGGGUGUUAGAUUUUCAAUUCCGAUUGCUCAGAGAAGAUACCUCUGGCCAACUUCGGGAAGCUGUGCGAUUGGUCCACGAGGAUUGGCAAGAGCUUAUAGAGACCGAGAAGAACAAGGGAAAGAAGGAUAAAGGGCGUAGACCUCCGAUUCAUAUGUUGAUUUACAAGAACGCACGAAUUGAGGAAGUAGAAUUCAGUGCAAAGGAUGGUCUUGUUCUCGCAAUGACUUUCGACCAGCCAAGCCGAGUGAGAAAGCUUUCGGACGCAGCGCGCGUUGAAUGGUGGAAGAAGCCAAAAUACAUGGCCAUUGGCUCCCUUCUAUGCCUGACGGAUAGUUCGAAGAGAAGCACUUUCUUGGUAGUUUGUCAAAGGGAAGUAACGGAAACUAAGCCGAGGCAAAUCCCUAGCGUGGGACGCGAUAGGACUGUUUGGGAUCUCGCUUCCAAUCCUGAGCGGUGUAUGGUUAAGUUUCGUUUUGCUCAGUCAGUUUCACAAAACGAUAUCGCCAACACAUUCAAUUCAGUCACAGGAUUUGAGGGUUCUGAUACCACCAGGGCCCUGGUUGAGUUCCCGGGGUUGCUCUUCGCCUCCUUUAAUCCAGUUCUAAAAACCUUACAGCAGCUAUCGAAGAGCCCAAGCCUCCCGUUUCAAAAAUGGCUUGCCCCGUCACCCGUUUACCCUUACUCUCCCGAUUCCGGGUCUGAAUACACACUUGUGCCGCCUCCUCUGUAUAUGACGAAGCCGGGAACAGAAUUAGAUUUGAGUAGCAUUACUGCUGGCAAAUAUCCGUUGAAGUACUCGAUAAGUCGCCCCUUCAGAAUGGAAGAAUUAGAGGCCCAUACAACCCUUGACAGAGGCCAGUGUCAGGCAAUGAUUGCCUGUUUGAGCCAAGAGCUGUCGCUGAUCCAAGGGCCGCCGGGGACCGGAAAGUCAUAUCUCGGGGUGCAGAUUGUUAAGGUUCUGUUAGCAAACCGAUUAGAGACGAAAAUUGGUCCUAUAAUAUGUGUUUGCUAUACGAACCAUGCUCUUGAUCAAUUCCUGGGGGAUCUCCUUGAUGAAGGGAUAACGAAUAUUGUUCGCAUUGGAUCCCCCAAGCACGAGCAAAUAAAGCCUCUCGUAUUGAAAAAUGUCUGUCAGCGAUCUCAAGAACCCACGGUAAUAGAAAGGCGUGAGAUCGGGAAAAAUCGCCAUCGCCUGCAAGACAUUGGUGUGGAGAUGGGUGAUGUUUGCAUUCAACUACUUAACCCAGAUAAUCCGAGCACCUUGAAAAGUUAUCUCGAGAAUCACCGGCCUAUGGCCUACGACAUAUUAUUUGGCCUUGAGCAGGAAGAUGAAGAUGGAUUCACGACUAUGUCUUACGAGGAGAAACUGAAGCUUAGGCAAUACUGGCUUGAUGAUAUGAGAACUGUUGCCAGCUCGGAUCUUCUCCAGGGAGUUAAUGAGCAUAUCGAAUGCAGUGCAUAUCUUAGUAAGCAGUAUCAAGAGCAGGAACGCCGAUGCCUUUUGGCUAGUAGUGUUAUUGGGGUAACCACCACGGGGUUCGCAUCAAGAUCGGAGCUUAUCCGCUCUCUCACAUCGAAAGUCCUGAUCUGUGAAGAAGCCGCGGAGGUCUUGGAAGCCCAUAUUCUAAGUGCAUUACUGCCGACGUUAGAACAUACCAUUCUUAUCGGAGACCAUCAACAGCUACGGCCCCAAAUCAUGAAUCACGACUUCUCGGUUGAAAAUCCUCGGGGAGGGGCGAAAUAUGGGUUAGACACUUCGCUGUUUGAGCGUACAGCCGAACAUGAAAGGUACGGAGGUAGGAAGUUUCCUAUCGCAGAGUUGGAGACACAAAGACGGAUGCAUCCAUCCAUUUCUGCCUUGAUCAGAAACACACUUUACCCUAAACUACAGGAUCACUUUACUACGCUCAAUAACCCUCCCGUUCCAGGCUUGGCGAAGCGGUUGUUUUGGAUGGAUCAUAGACACCCCGAAGCGGGAGCAGACAAAACGGAAUUGAUACAAACCUCCCACGCGAACGAUUUCGAGGUCGAUAUGGUCGUUGGGCUUGUAAGACAUUUGUCUCGACAAGGGGUGUAUAAGAGUGGUGAUAUUGCAGUAUUGACACCCUACUUGAGGCAGAUGUUCAACCUGAGAAAGAAAUUAGGCUCGAAAGGGGAUUUACUGAGCGAAGUAAGAAUUGCCACCGUGGACAACUUCCAAGGCGAAGAGGCCAAGGUUGUGAUAAUAUCACUGGUCAGAAGCAAUGACGCCGGCCGUUGUGGAUUUUUGCGAACCUCGAAUAGGAUCAACGUGCUCCUAAGUCGUGCUCAACACGGGAUGUACAUUUUUGGUAAUGCCGCCACCUGCAACGGGGUAAAAAUGUGGUCAGAUGUUAUCGGUAUGCUCGAACAAGAAGGCAGCAUCGAUGAGACACUCGCGCUUUGCUGCCCCCGGCAUCCGGAUACUCCCAUAAAAGUCAAAACUCCUGAGGAAUUUCAUAUCUUCUCCCCCGAAGGCGGAUGUAUGGAACGUUGCGAAUGGAGACUGGACUGCGGCCAUCCGUGUGUCAAAAAAUGUCACUCGGACACACUUCAUAGAAACACGGUAUGCAUGGAUAAGUGCGAACGGAUCUUUAAGCACUGCGAUCACCCUUGCCCUAAAGCAUGCGGAGUCGCUUGUGACAACUGUGUCAUAUCGGUACCUGGAGCCAUUCUGCCGUGUGGGCACAUAUCGUCAACCCUAAAGUGUUUCGAACUCCAAAACCUCGCAGGUGUCAAAUGCAAGAGGGAGGUCAAGCGAAAGCUCCCCCUGUGCGGGCAUGUGGUGUCUCUAAAAUGUCAUGUCGAUGUAGAUCGGCGUGAAUGCAACGAGCCAUGCGGAGCAAUUCUACCCUGUGGCCACCAAUGCACGAUGAAGUGCAGGCAAUGCACCAGGUUGGUCGAUCUCCAAGACGGCCUAUACACUACCACCACAAGCCAUGGUAUGUGUAGGGUUGCCUGUGGAAGAAAAUUCGCCAACUGCAAGCACAGUUGCAGUGUACCUUGUCAUGGCGGCGACACCUGCAAGCCGUGUAGUGAGCCCUGCGAGGUUAGAUGCGCACAUUCACGUUGCGGGAAGAAAUGCUCAGAGGCCUGUGCUCCGUGCGCUGAAGAAUGUCGGUGGUCGUGCAAACACCGAGGAGUUCGUUGUGAAAUGCCAUGCGCCGCUCCUUGCGACAUUAACCCAUGUUUUGAACGCUGUGACCUGCAGCUUGCAUGUUCCCACCAAUGCCCCUCUGUCUGCGGAGAGGAAUGCCCAUCAGAAAAAUACUGCCAGGAAUGCGGAAGUGACGAAAUAUUGGACAGAGAGGUCGAUCUGAUCAUGUUUGAGACCUACCGCAAUAUCAAUUUGGACGAGGAUCCAGUCAUCGUUCCUAAAUGCGGGCAUUUCUAUACCUUGGAUACAUAUGACAAUCAUAUGGACCUAAAAAGGGUGUAUAGAUUUGACCUUGUUGGCGAAAUCAUUGGCCCAAGGCCGCUUGACGGCAGUGACGAACCGGCGGAUGGAGAUUCAGAGAGGGAAAGGUUGAAAAUCAAAAAUUGUCCGGAUUGUAGAGCCCCUCUCAGGGACAUCUAUCGAUAUAACCGUAUAAUUAAAUCUGCAAGUCUUGAUGAAGCCACACGGCGCUUCUGUAUCAGCAGCAACGUUGAGCUUACCAAAUUAUUUGAUGAGGUUUCUAAUGCCGAGGAUCUACGGGAGGCCAACCGGGGAGAUUUCCUACUUGGCCUAAGAACUAGGCCUGCGGAUAGCCGGACAGCAAUCCCCGUGGCGCAGUUACUAUCGGAUCGUAUGCAGCGCAACACAGGCCUUGCCAACCGACUGCAGGCUUACGUUUCCAAGGUUAAGGAGGAGGAGCAGCCUUAUGGAAUAGUCCGCCAACUAGUGCUCAACGCCGAAAAGCGCAAGGGCACACAGAGCAGCUUUGUUAUAGAUAGCUCGAUGGUCCAAUUCGGAUUCAGACUGAAGGGUCAAUUGCUGUUUUUCCAGCUACGUUGGGCGGAUCUAUGGGAUCGGCACAAGGUUAGCACCGACCCAGUAAUCCCCAAAAAUCUCAACAAGACACAUAGAAGCGGCCUCCUUAUUCAACUGAAGAAAAUGCGGAGGGAAUGCGGGGCACUUGUCACCGACUGCCAGGAUACAAAGAUGGAAAAACAGGAGUGCGAAGCGCGAAUUUACCAGGCGCAGUUCUUCGCUCUCUAUCGGAGCAAACUAAUCAAUGAGAGACAAAGCAGACCACUAGAAGCUAGAAUGGCCAAUCUCGGCCUUGGCGGACCCGAACCGCUACCCCCCCAAGAGCCGAUUCCUGAAGAUGCUGGGCCUGAGAGCCUUGAGGAAAUACGCCGAUCCCUCGACCACUGCGAAUACCUCUGUAGGAAACUUCCAGGCACUAUUGGUCCCCUGAAAGGUAGAGUCGACCAAGCUCGUCGGCUACUUGAUGGGGUCUCAGUAUUCUAUGCUCCUCUUAGUAUAGAGGAGAAGAGGCUCGUCCAUCAGGCAAUGAGUGCAGAGUUUAUCAGCACAGGGAGAUGGUAUACCUGUCCCAAUGGUCAUCCGUUCACAAUUGGAAACUGUGGAAUGGCCAAUCAGGCGAGGCCUUGCCCAGAUUGCGGGGCAACAAUUGGAGGAACAGGUUAUCAACUUGCGAGCGGUGUUAGACGUGCGGAGGACUUUGCACAGUUCGAUCACCAACACGGGAGUAGUAGGGGAUAGGGUUAUAUAUGCCGGUUGAUUACAUAUGAUUUGCCGUUUUAUUGCUUUUCAGAGCCCUUCGGAGGGAGAGUUUCAAUUCCGAUGUACAACGUUAGACCGUUAAGGUCAAUAAUUUGUCAUUUUCCUUUGGUUACUUCGUGGGGCAUAUAUAUUAAUGAAAUGUUAUGAUUUGUUUCGGAA